UGGGAGUGGACUGUAUUGUAUAUAUAUAAACUGCUAAAAUUGGGAAUUGGGGAGGUCCUCCUCGGUCCUCAUUGAAAUGUGGUUCACUAUGUUGGGAUAUGAAGCCAAGUGGCGUCUUUAGUCUUGCGUCGGUCCUCAUUGAAACGUCGCUUUCCUUUUGAGUCCACUGCUGAAAUUACAAAGACAAAUACAAAUUAUCAUUUUUGAUUUCCACUGUCUUCUAUGUUUGUUCUGUUUAUCUGAAACUUGUUAGAUUCUCGAAGAUAGGUUCGUACAUAGAUAGAUAGAUAGACAGAGGUUGCGUGGGGGUGAUGGAUGCGGCGGUGUCGGAGUCACCUCCUUGUGUUGCAGACGACAACCAUGGAGGCUGCCAUGGAGAUCGACGGAGAUGGCCGGCAAGGUCCUCUUGGCCUCCAGGUUUCAGAUUCCACCCCACCGAUGAGGAGCUCCUUCUCUAUUAUCUCAAGAGGAAACUCUGUCGCCGCCGCUGCCUCAACCUCAACCUCAUCGCCGAGACCGACCUUUACAAGUGGGAUCCUGAGGAUUUGCCCGGGCAAUCCAUGUUGAAGAGUAGGGAUAGACAGUGGUACUUCUUCAGCCGUAGAGACAAAAAGUACCUGAACGGUCCGAGAUCCAAUCGGGCGACUGUGAAUGGUUACUGGAAAGUAACAGGAAAGGUGCGCAACAUUAUUUGGAACUCCCGGACUGUAGGCAUGAAAAAGAUCCUGGUUUUCCACAAGGGUCGGGCUCCGACCGGCCAACGAACCGACUGGGUGAUGCACGAAUAUACCAUGGACGAUGAGGAGCUCAGGAAAUGCCAGGCGUACUCUGAGGAAUCUUAUGCUAUCUGUAAGAUUUACAAGAAGAGUGGACGUGGCCCAAAAGUAUGCGAGCAGUAUGGGGCGCCUUUCAUGGAGGAGGAAUGGGACGAUGACGACGACGACGAAGAUGAUGAUUCUAAUAACCCAGUUGAUGAAAACCCCACCAACCGAGAGGGUGUGGGGUGCCAAUUGAAUGAAAUUCCUUCUGUUAAUAGCCCUCCAGUAUAUAAUCAAUGCCAGGACGAGAAUUUUAGCCAAUUAUCAUACGAGGCUGAAGAAACAGAACCUGGGCAAGCCAAUGGUAUUGCUCAAGAACCCACUCAGUUGAAAAGGAAGUUAAACCAAAUGGAGGGAAAAGUGUCAAGAUUGAAAUAUGAAGAAGGUAAUGAAAUUUGUGAGUUUCAGAAGAAGAUAGAGUCCCUGAGUAAGCAACUGCAAGAGAAAGCAGAUGGAAUUUGUGAACUUCAAAAGAAGAUCGAGUCAGAAGGUAAUGAAAUUCGUCGACUUCAAAAGGAGAUGGGGUCUCUAAGGAAACAAUUGCAAGAGAAAGCAGAUGAAAUGGAGCAUCUGGAAAUCCUGAAUCGAACUCUUAUUGUCAGAGAGCACAAAAGCAACCAGGAGCUUCAGGAAGCACGUAAAGAAUUGAUUAAUGGUCUGCAAAACUUCAUUAAUGGUCAUUCUGUAAUUGGGAUCAAACGACUAGGGGAGCUCAAUGAAAAACCAUUUCGAGAUGUGUGCCUGCAGAAAUUUCCAUCUGGAGGCUGGGAGAUCAAAUUUUCUGAGCUAUGCUCAUUGUGGCAGGAAAAUAUUAGAGAUUCAGAAUGGCAUCCAUUUAGAAAAAUCAGCGUAAAUGGAAAACUUCAAGAAAUAAUAGAUCUUAGUGACAAGAAACUUACAGAGCUGAGGGAUGAGUGGGGUGAAGCAGUAUGUGAAGCUGUGGUUACAGCAUUGUUGGAGAUAAAUGAAUGCAACCCAAGUGGGAGGUAUGCAGUUUGUGAACUUUGGAACUAUAAAGAAGAGAGGAGAGCUAGUUUGAAGGAGGUCAUCCAGUACAUCCUGAAGCAGUUGAAAAAUCUCAAGGGAAAUGAUAAGCAUCAAAGGGAAUGACAAAAUCUAGAAAAGAGGAGCCUGAGGUGUAUUGCUUGGCAUCUUCCUUAUUGGAUGUUUGAAGGAAAAACUGCAAGUUGAAAAUGGAUGUCAGAUUCUGAGCCAUAACUGCGAAGUGCUGAAAGGGAAAGAACUUGCCAAUUUAUAGAAAUGUGGAACUUCAGACCAGCUUUACAGAAUGAACACAUGCAAGGAAAGAAUACAUCCAACACCACCAAGCUAAAAUCUAGUUGAUUUUUUUCCUGGGAAAUCAUCACCUGUUGUACGUUUUAGACUUCAAGAGUAAUCUAACUUCCCUUCUGAAUUGGUGGGGAUACCAUUGCUGAUUCUUGUGUUUGUUUCCACAAGGUCCUUCCCCUGUAAAGGUUGUGAGGACUGAAGACGAGCGUUUUCUUCUCAGGUGUCUUGUGCAAUUAAAGGACAGCCAAGGUCCUGUUUUCUUGUUUAUGAGGGAUUGUCAGAUUGUCACUGUGAAACAAUAUUGUGGAAAUAAAUUUGGAGUAAUCUAAUUGGAAGUAAAACGGUCAUCUCCUUUCC
Molecule: messenger RNA, 2465 nt
Organism: Nelumbo nucifera (sacred lotus)
Lineage: Eukaryota; Viridiplantae; Streptophyta; Magnoliopsida; Proteales; Nelumbonaceae
Biological process (GO): regulation of DNA-templated transcription; gene silencing by siRNA-directed DNA methylation
Molecular function (GO): DNA binding
Source: RefSeq, a predicted model, not a curated record